AUGGAUGUAAAGAACCCCAACAAGGAGUACAGAACUACUCCCGAGUACGCAGAGUACCAGAGAGACAACUUCUGGGCAGACAAUGAGGGAAAGGUGCCUCCUUUUAACACUCACCCCGACAAGCUCGAGCAAAGAGCAAAGGAGAAGCUGUCCGAGGGUGGCUGGUACUACGCCUCCUCCAAUGCUGGCUACUCGACAACACAUCUCGCCAACCGUCAAGCCUUCUAUCGCCACCGCAUUAUCCCUCGCAUGCUAGUCGACACCAACAAGCGCGACACUUCUUGGGAGAUCUGGGGCCACAAGACUAGCGCACCUAUUGGCUUCUCACCCAUCGGUAUCAACAAGAUCUACAACCCUCUUGGAGAGCUCCCUGUAGCAAAGGUUGCCAAAGAACUUAACCUGCCGUAUUGUUUGAGUACUGCUGGCUCGCAGCCCAUCGAGGAUGUUGGUGCUGCCAACGGAGAGGGUCCUCGCUUUUUCCAGCUGUACAUGCCGCAUGAUGAUGAGUUGACGGUUUCGCUGUUGCGCAGAGCCAUUGACUCUGGUUUCACAGCCUGUAUCCUGACUGUUGACACAUGGCAACUGGGAUGGAGACACGAUGAUGUAGCACACAGCAACUACGCUUUCUACCACGGUAUUGGUGCUGAUCUGGGUCUGUCUGAUCCAGUCUUCCAGAAGAGGCUCGCCGAAGACGGCAUUGACCCCCAGAAGGAACCUAAUAAAGCAGGUGCCAAGUGGAUUGACAAUGUCUGGCAUGGUAGAGCUCACAGCUGGGAGAAGAUGCCCUGGCUUAUCAAGACCUGGAAGGAGAUGAGCGGCGGCAAGCCAUUCGCCAUCAAGGGCAUUCAGAGUGUAGCCGAUGCCAAGAAGUGCGUUGAGAUUGGCUGUGAUGGCAUUGUCGUCAGUAACCAUGCUGGAAGACAAGUCGACGGAGCCACUGCAAGUCUUGAUGCUCUGGAGCAGAUUGUCGAUGCUGUUGGUGACAAGAUCUACAUCAUGUUCGACUCUGGAGUACGUGGUGCCUCGGACGUCUUCAAGGCUCUUGCACUGGGAGCCAAGUUUGUCUUCGUCGGCAGACUGUGGGUCUGGGGCCUGAGCAUCAUGGGCGAACACGGUGUGAGACACGUCAUGAAGUCUCUUCUGGCGGACUUUGAUAUUCUCCUGAAUGUUGCUGGCUUCCAGAAUGUCGAGCAGAUUGUGGGCAAUCGCGACGCACUGGAGUCUCUGCCCAAAGCAUACACGCUUAUUCAGGAGAGAGCAAAGCUUUGA
Messenger RNA from Aureobasidium melanogenum CBS 110374, 1269 nucleotides. Its product is annotated as FMN-dependent alpha-hydroxy acid dehydrogenase. NCBI's taxonomy places the organism in Eukaryota, Fungi, Ascomycota, Dothideomycetes, Dothideales, Saccotheciaceae. Gene Ontology annotation, molecular function: oxidoreductase activity; FMN binding. The record is from RefSeq and is a predicted model, not a curated record. The coding region runs from base 1 to 1269 and encodes 422 amino acids. The transcript is spliced from 4 exons.